Salvelinus sp. IW2-2015 is the source of this 2582-nucleotide messenger RNA. It is a transcript of the gene fgf3, whose product is annotated as fibroblast growth factor 3. Gene Ontology annotation, cellular component: cytoplasm. The transcript has 3 exons. Gene Ontology annotation, molecular function: growth factor activity; fibroblast growth factor receptor binding. NCBI's taxonomy places the organism in Eukaryota, Metazoa, Chordata, Actinopteri, Salmoniformes, Salmonidae. The coding region runs from base 299 to 1069 and encodes 256 amino acids. The record is from RefSeq and is a predicted model, not a curated record. Gene Ontology annotation, biological process: animal organ morphogenesis; cell differentiation; positive regulation of protein phosphorylation.
UCCUUGUAGGAUCCAGAAGUUUUUGCAGUCCUCUGUAGGGAGAGCAAAGGUGACGACAACGCCAGGACGACACCACACUGUUGUCAACGCGCCGGCUCUAAUCGAUGACCACGGCUUCACCAAAUCACUUCAGAUAAAGAGACUGCAGAGGAGCACUUCUACUUGCCAAUGUUUCGUGGGCAGGAUCAUUGCGUUUUGCCGACACUACAGCAAAGCCAAACGCCAACUCUUUAAUGGGACCCCGGAUGCCAUUUCUAUCCAUUCUUGCCAGAAUCUUACGAUAUACAGCCAUGCCACAAUGGUUAUAAUUCAGCUCCUGUUGUUGCUGAGUUUCUUGGACCAAAGCAAGCAGGAUUAUCUGUCUCCGAGGCUUGCUAGGACUUCAGGGGCGCCUUGUGCCAUUGGCCAGGCGUGUGACCCAAGGCAGCGGAGAGAUGCUGGGGGACGCGGUGGAGUCUACGAGCACCUCGGAGGAGCACCAAGAUGCAGAAAACUUUACUGUGCAACUAAAUAUCAUUUGCAAAUACAUCCAAGCGGGAAAAUAGACGGUUCUCUUGAGGAAAACAACCAAUUAAGCAUCAUGGAGAUCACAGCAGUUGAUGUUGGAGUGGUAGCGAUAAAGGGGAUAUUUUCCGGGAGAUAUCUGGCCAUGAAUGAUAAAGGACGUCUAUACGCCUCGGAUGUGUUCAACCAGGAGUGUGAGUUCCUGGAGCGGAUUCAUGAGCUGGGCUACAACACCUAUGCUUCUAGACACCACUCCACCCUGCAGCCCCCUGCAGGGGGUGGCAGUGGCAAACGACGAGCCAGUGCCAAGAGGCAGUGGUAUGUGUCCAUCAAUGGGAAAGGCCGGCCAAGGAGGGGUUUUAAGACGCGGAGCACUGACAAAGCCUCCCUUUUCCUGCCUCGAGUGCUAGGCAAUAAGGACCAUGAGAUGGUGCGAAAGCUCCGUGACAGCCAAAGGCACCCAGCUGGACAGCAGAGUCCCCCCCCUAUGGGCCGGGCUGAGCACCGGAGACGGAGACACCGGGCCAGGGGAAGAAAGGGUAGAACCAAGAGGCCUGGUGACUGACUGACUGACACUAGCCACUGUCUGAGAGCAGUAGGCCCUAUUUCUCCGCUAAGGAACACCAGUUCACGGCACAUGAAACUGACCAGAAACGAACUUACUGAAAUAUCUGCCUUAGAUACUUGGAUCAGUCAGUGGCAGCAAACUAUACUUUGUUGUACAAGCUCCAGCCAAAAUCCUUGCUUGGGAUACAUGCAACUCAAACCAUCCCCCACAACUAUUGCAAUACCAACACAAGAUUUGCCUGGGAAUUCGAGUUAGGCACAUAUAUCUGAAGUUAGAGCUACCAAUACACAAGUAUGAAAGGAUGAUACGUUUUGUCUUUGUUUUGUACAUACACGUGUGAAUGCAACUAAGGUCAAGACAGCUGGAUAUCUUCCAACUGUUGUAUUACCUGGAAAAAGACACGUUGUUUUUGUGUUCUUGUGGAACUUUUUAAAGAUCAUAAAUAAUGUAUGUUUAUAGGUGUACAGUUAUUUUUAAUAUCAGUUUCAUUUAUCAGCAGCUUUAAUUUUGGAAAAUGAGUGAGAGUAAGAACUGGACAUCAUUCAAGUUAUUCAACUUAGUACAGAUGCUAAGGAGGUCUUAUGCGCCAUCAUUCAAGUGCUUACAUAUACCAAGGAGGUGGUAUGCUCCAUCAUUCAAGUGCUUACAUAUACCAAGGAGGUGGUAGGCUCCAUCAUUCAAGUUCUUACAGAUACCAAGGAGGUGGUAUGCUCCAUCAUUCAAGUUCUUACAGAUACCAAAGGAGGUGGUAUGCUCCAUCAUUCAAGUUCUUACAGAUACCAAGGAGGUGGUAUGCUCCAGAGAAAUAGAAAUACAGCAAAGCACUUUUUCAUACUAACAUAAAAAGAAAACAAGUAAAACAUGGGAACACAUUUAUUUUGAAAUGUACUGAUGUGAUAGUCUGUCUGUAAACUGCGAGAAGUACUUUGUAUAUUACUAAUGAUAUGAAUAUUUAUUUGGUACCUGUGUUUUUUAAGUUAUUGAUGAGAUUGUUUCUACAUUUACCAAUGUUAUUAUUUUUUACUUUGUUGUAACCAACCAGGCGUGCCCCUCACUCAAACGAGAGAUAUUGUCAAAACAAAAUGGUCAAUCUGGCUUGUCAAACAUAACAAAAAAUUGUAAAUUGGUGUAACUAGCUAGUACAACUGAACAGACAAAWUACAUCAAAUUUACUUACCGAAUCCUCUAUGUCAAUUUUUGGGGCAUGAGACCACACUCAGCAGACUGUCUUUUCCUGCCCAUGACCAUGUUUUGCACUUCACCCCAGGUUGGGUUCAUCUCUGUCAGUUCUGACCUAGCUUUGGCCUUCCAUGUCACUCAUAGAUUGCCGUUCUGUUCAGAGCAUGGGGGAAUACAGCUUUGUUCCACUCCAUGUUAACACAAAUGUAACACAAAUAUGUAAUUGUCAUGAUUUUUCUCACCACCAAUCAAUUAUUUCAUGGUGAAUGUUGAGUCAUGAGGCUAUAGUGAACACUGUAACAUGUAAACAAUAAACUAUUAAGUAUUUGGA